UCGUGCCUGUAACGUCAAAAUUCUCGCGCUAAAUAGUGGACAAUAACGUAUUACGUAUAAUUACUGCAUCUUCGUAGAAUGGUGACUGCUGCGCAGGUGUACGCUCGCACUGCGAUAUGCAGCCUUUUACUGCCAAUGCUUCUAGUUUGUAGCAUGGAGGCUGAUAUGGAAUAUGUAGCAUUGACGACGCCUGAUCCGUCCAAUGAUACCACGUCAGAUUACGAUUAUUUCGUGGAAGCUACUGACAUGCCUUUCAUAACUCCUCCACCGCUCCUGGAAUAUAAUCGAGAUAUUCUAAAUGGUUAUAGCAACCGUUCUGAAUUAAUCCAAAAUUGCAUCUCUGGAACUACUGACCUUGUACCGCAACGAAAUCUCUCAGUGGUACCAACACCUAAUGAACUCUCCUCCAACGUCACAGAGGGAAAAGGUAAUAUAACACUUCAACCUAAUCACUGCGAACAAUCACGGCGAGAAAUUUCUCCUGUUGCCAAGAGAAAGCUCGUCAACUUCGUGUCACGCUGGGCAGGUCGAACUAAGAAUUUCUUGAGCCAUUCCGAUAUUGGGGAAUUCGACUUUAAACUUCUGUUUACCGAAGCAAUACGGAAAUUCUUCCCCACGGACCUUCUUCGUCAAUUAGGUAUGGAUGAUUACAUCGGCAUCCUGAAGCUAGAUGACAUCGAUGUUUCUAUUGAUGUCGAUAAGGUUUUGGUUAAAUUCCCUGAAAUGUACAUGAAAGUUCUGCAGAAAGUAGGCUUGAAAGUAUCAACUGAAGAUGACCCGCACUUCAGCCAAGCACCUCAAGUUUCCGUGUCCCAGAAAACGUGGAAUGAAAUUGGACACGCCGCCAUAAUCCCGGUAGUGAGGAGAAUGUUAGAAGACGACGGUUGUUAUAUUGAAAAUAAAGUUCCCUCUGCAGAGUCUGCCAUUGCAUUCAUGCUUGAAAUUCCACUGAACCUUGCCAACAAUUUUGGUGAUUCUAACGCGCUCUUCAACUACAACAACCACAGAGAUGAAAGCUUAAGUGCUAGUGUGCUCGAAUUUAUCGACGGUUUGCCUGAUGGAGUUGUUGAGAAGCUUGUAGAAGACUUUGUUGAAGCUCGACCUCAGUUCAAAAAUGUACAAAAAAGUUUGCAAAUAAUUGGAGCUAAGGAGGACCUCGCUGCUACUAUUACCACUUUGGCGAUGCAACCAACGCUUGACUAUAGUAAAUAUCUCACAGGGAAGAUGAAGGACAACUUAUUCAUUACCUUUGCAAUGACCAAUCUUAACACAGAGCUCGUGAACAAUGCCUUGUCGAAUCACAUAGCAUAUUUUGCUCAAACAAUUCCUUACAGCGUUGGUCAUCCGCUGAUGCAGAAAGUGGCUGCAGCGCUUCAAACUAUAUUGCAAUCAACUAAUAACAGUACUGGCCCAGCCACUGGCAUUUGGAAUACUUUUAGAAAUUUUGCACGAUUCCCGUUGGAUCUUCUUUACGAAACGUACGCUCGCAGACCAUUAAGUAAUGUGACUGCUCAGAUUCAACGGAAAUUUUUCUCGACGACUAUGAGUCUACUCGGUUUUGGUGACGAAAUCAACUCAUUCGGAAGUUUUACGGACUUUUUGCGCGAUGCCUCAAAUCUACCUCAAGAACAAUUCGCAUUUUUUCUCGAGGAUCUGCUUGGACGAAUGAACCCAUAUUCAAUCAUCAGGAAUCAAGUUGCACAGAAGGACAAGCAAAUAAGAGAUCACUUGAAUUCCUUCUACCGUAAGUACAAAAUUCUGAAGAAGGCUGCCGCAAUUCGGCAGAAAGUUCGACAGCAAUUAGAUUAUUUUACGAAUGGUCUUCCUUGGUGGUUGAUCCCGAAAAGAUAUCCUGUAGAGCUGAGAUUUUUUUAUCGCCAGGCACAAGAGAAAGACCCUCCCCAAUACCCUGAACAGACACAAGCUGAUGGAAGUAGUUCGGUGAGCAUCGACGCUCUUCUGAAGAUGGUACACGGCUUGGUUUCUAGAUCAGACAGAAUUGAUGACGUGACAAGAGAUGACUUGAAAUCACUUUUACUAACGGCAAUCAAAGAGAACAAUGUAACUAUACCGACUCGGUAUACACCGUUUCACUUAACUACCGACGAGAUAACAAAACAGUUAUAUUAUGGUUCCGGUGAUGCCAACAAUAAUGAACCUAGCUUCUGGGGUGGAAUUGGGGAUUGGUGGAACAGAGUGACAGGGUCUAACAGUUCCAGCAGCAACCCAUCUGAGAAUCCAAGCCUAUUUCAGCGAAUUAGAAAUUGGUUUGUUGGACAAGACCAAGAAACCCCACAAGUUACCACUGAAGAAAAUAUCCAAGAUGAAGCUGAAUUAACUUUUAUAGACUGGGCGCUGAAAGAAUUGGAAAAGAUCGAACUGUCAGCAGCGAACAAUAAUCCAGUAACUGUUCAAUUUAACGGAACUGAGAAAAAUUUUACCAUUUCAGAUAGUUUGACUGUGAUCAAGAAUUAUAUGAUGAGAAAUGGUUCAAAUGAUACUGAAAUUCAGGCUAAAAAAGAACAGGCCGCCGAAUUAGUGACUAAUGAAAUUUCAAAGAUGUUGCAUUCUGUUAAUCUACCUCAAGAAAAUCGUUGCCGUACAAUUUCUCGCAGAAUAGGCCAGUCGGAGCAAAACGAAAUGUCCCUCUUCGGUGCAAUGAUCGAAAAUCUUGAAAAAAUGACCCAAUUGGUGGCAGACUCUGAAUAUGCCGAUGAGAUUGAGAAAAAUUUCUUGAAAUUUUUCAGGAAUAGCAGUGAUGUUGAGCUUAAAACUGCGUUUAAUCUUCUGCAAUUCCCCAUCAAACUGACGGAAGAAUAUUCCAAACUGAUGCGCCAGAGAAUGCUGCUAAAAGUCCUGGGAUCUAAUCAAAAGCAAUCAGCUUUGUUGAUUCUCGAAGGUUUAAAGAAUCUCCAGAAGAAAGAUCCAGUGAUUCUCGAAAAUAUCAAUACUUUGGAGAAGCGUCUGCUGAAUGCACGUGAGACUAAAGGCAUGCAAAACAACAUCGCAGCUCUAGCCGCACUUCUCGCUGAAGUUAUCGACGAUGCUGAAAUGCCUUUGUUGAUCAGAAAAAAAUUUAUGUCUAGUUUAUAAGGCAGAUUUUAAUGGAAA
This is a messenger RNA of Hyalella azteca, 3111 nucleotides long. RefSeq lists its product as uncharacterized. The record is from RefSeq and is a predicted model, not a curated record. The coding region runs from base 79 to 3093 and encodes 1004 amino acids. The transcript is spliced from 2 exons. Lineage: Eukaryota; Metazoa; Arthropoda; Malacostraca; Amphipoda; Hyalellidae.